This is a messenger RNA of Dovyalis caffra, 297 nucleotides long. Lineage: Eukaryota; Viridiplantae; Streptophyta; Magnoliopsida; Malpighiales; Salicaceae. The record is from the annotation of a GenBank genome assembly.
AUGCCUGCAGAUACUGAAGGUGGUGGAGUGGAGGUGAGAAUUGCCAGAGGGACAAGUGUUGAUUUGGAUUUGAACCGUAAGGUGCCACUAUCCUGCACAACUUGUGGUGGAAGUGACUGCAAUGAUAGUGUUGGAUGUUGCGGUGUCAGGAAGUUGGAUGGUUUGUGGUGGAGUUGUAAGAAAGGGCAUGAGGUCCUUAUUCAAGGUGGUGUAAUUGAUGAUGUGGCAAGACAUCUGGUUGAACAGUAUGGGGUGCCCAAAAGAUACAUUGAGAUUCUUGAUAAAACUAAAAAAUAA